Molecule: messenger RNA, 1640 nt
Organism: Petromyzon marinus (sea lamprey)
Lineage: Eukaryota; Metazoa; Chordata; Hyperoartia; Petromyzontiformes; Petromyzontidae
Product: transmembrane and immunoglobulin domain-containing protein 1-like
Source: RefSeq, a predicted model, not a curated record
UGCGCCGCUAUAAAUACCGGGGCCGCGGGCGGCACGGGCACCCGACUCGGUACCACCCGGGACCUCGUCACCCACCGUAUCCAGGGACCCACUCACCAGGUACAGGGAUCCACUCACCAGGGACCCACUCAACCUCAAGAAGCAGGGACCCACUCACCAGGGACCCAUUGAACCUGAAGAAGCGGGGACCCACUCACCAGGGACCAGGGAUCCACUCACCCUCAAGAAGCGGGGACCCACUCACCAGGGACCCACUGAACCUGAAGAAGCGGGGACCCACUCACCAGGGACCCACACUCAGCCUCUGGGUUACAGUGACCCCUACAGCGGGACCCAACCAGCCACCACCACCCCGCCCCUGCCAGGAGUCGAUCGCUCACAGAGGGACCCCACGCGCGUGUCGGGGACUUGCCCAGCGGAGUACGGCGGCGUCAGCGUGGGAGCCAUGGGCAGGCGCGAACCGUCGGUGAGAGGUCCACUCGCCCACCUCGCACACCUCUUCAGCAUCAUCCUCCUCGUCCUCCCCCUGGUCCCGACCUGCUCGGCACAGGGCGCCUCCUCCACCAGAACUGUCUCCGUGGAAGCUGCACUAAACGUUUCGCUGCUCAACUGCAACCCCUCCGAUGCCCUCCGCCUCGGCCACAAAGCCUGUCUCGUGUGCGAGGACUCCGAUGGGCCCAUCAACUCCACGGUCACGUGGACGAGGAACAAUCAAGUCGUGGCGACGACCGACGCCGUGGUCUGUCUCGUGGUGACCCAGGCGGACGAGGGAGUUGUCUUCAAAUGCUCCAAGGGGACUCGGACGGGGCGGCGGCGUCUCGCGAUCACCGUUGACCCGUGCGAGAUCCCCCCGCCUUCGGAGCAGACGGUUCAGUCAACGCGGCGCACAGACGUGACGCUCACCUGCAACAUCUACAGCCGCCCACAACUGGCUCCAGGAGAGGUGCAGUGGUGGGUCGGGGAGGGCUGCAGCGAGGCGCUGUCCAACAGCGAGGGCCGCUACUCGGUGUCGUGGAGACCCGACUCCUCCUCGCUCUCCAUCACGCGCGCCACGGACACGGACUCGGGGCGCUACUGCUGCGUGAUCAACGGCACCUCCGGCACGUCCUCGCCCACGCCCUGCCAGCAGACAUUCGUCCUCAUCGUGGAGGGUGAGCCUCUGCCCAUUGGCGCCAUCGUGGCCGCCUUCGUGGUGCUGGGGUUGACGCUGCUGCUGAUGGCGUACGCGCACCGAGACCGCGUCUUCACGCCUUUGCUCCAGCUCAGCUGCUGUCUAAGCUGCACGGCACCCACGGAAGACGAGGCCACGCGGGAGUCGUGACGGCACCACGGGGAUGCGCUGAAGCGACGAGCCGCGUUGGGUGUCGGUCGCGUCGGGUCCGGGACUCGCUCGGGAAUUCUCGGCGAUAUGAACCGCGCCGGGUCUCUGCACGCAGGCACUUUGUAAUCAUCAUCAUUAUAAUUAUUAACACAGUUGAGAACGCGUCACCGUGUGCCAUCUGUGACCGAGUUGACGCGUAACCGGAGGAGCGGCGUGCGAGUUACCGGGGCAAUCUGUGAAAUUCCGCGUGGGCGCUUGCAGUCGAGGGCAAUCAUCAGGCGCGUGCGGUGUGGAACGAAUUCGUGUCUGAACGCAGUCG